AUGGUUGCCUUCACUCAUCUGGCCGUUGCUAUCUGGUCAAUUGCUGGAACGCUUGCCGCUCCUGUCUCUGACCCUAACGGACCUGCAUCGCAGGAAGUUGACCUCGUGGGCCGCGCCGCGGGUAACGAUUCCCCUGACUUUGAGCUUGGAAACGACCACCUCGCCCGCCGCCAAGACUAUACCCAGAACUACAAGACUGGUGGUAAUGUAAAUUUCUCGCCUAGCUCGAAUGGUUACUCGGUCACAUUCUCUGGCGCUGGAGACUUCGUCGUUGGGAAGGGCUGGAAAACGGGGACGGAGAGGAACAUCACUUUCACUGGUUCCACCACCGCAUCGGCUGGCACCGUUCUCGUCUCCAUCUAUGGCUGGUCGAAGAACCCAUUAGUGGAGUAUUACAUCCAGGAAUACAGCAAUGGCGCUGGGGCCGCACAGGGUACCAAGCUUGGGACCUUGGAGAGUGAUGGGUCUACAUACGACAUCUGGAAGCACCAGCAAGUGGGCCAGCCAUCCAUUGUUGGAACGUCGACCUUUUGGCAGUACAUUUCGGUCCGGCGAGACAAGCGGCCGGGUGGCGGCACCGUCACGGUCGCCAACCAUUUCAAAGCCUGGGCUAACGCCGGCCUGAAAUUAGGCACGAUGGACUACCAGACCCUUGCGACGGAGGGAUGGGGUAAUGCUGGUGGUAAUUCCAAGUACACUCUCAGCGGUUAA
Lindgomyces ingoldianus is the source of this 711-nucleotide messenger RNA. Its product is annotated as putative endo-1,4-beta-xylanase 1. Gene Ontology annotation, biological process: xylan catabolic process. Gene Ontology annotation, molecular function: hydrolase activity, hydrolyzing O-glycosyl compounds. The record is from RefSeq and is a predicted model, not a curated record. Bases 1 to 711 code for a protein of 236 amino acids. NCBI's taxonomy places the organism in Eukaryota, Fungi, Ascomycota, Dothideomycetes, Pleosporales, Lindgomycetaceae. The transcript is spliced from 2 exons.